AUGCAGCAGGGCAGUUCUGUGCGUUUGCAAGAUGUCCAGCUGAGCCACAGAGGAAGCAUAUCUGAGCUGAAGGGGCUGAAGCAGAGGUUUUUGAUGAGAUAUGCAGCUCUGACCACUAACAUCUCACAUUUACCCUACUUCUCACUCUGUUGGCUACAUCAAAACACAGUCAUAUCUCUGGAUAGCAUUGCAAGCCAAUCUGUACAAACAAAGUUGCUGUACAAAAAUAAAAACAUACUUGACAGAAAGAUGUUUCUUAUGAUGCAUGUGCUUUUCAUUGUAUUGAUUGACUUCAGCUUUGCCAAAGAUUGGUGCUACUUUGGCUGUGAAAACUCUCCCUCCCAUUGGGGUAAACACUAUCCCAAAUGUAAUGGCGGUAAGCAGUCUCCAGUCAACAUUGACACUCAGAAGGUCAUGAAAAACCAUAAGCUUGGACCAUUUGACCUAAUUAACUUCACUCUUCCAUACACUAUGAAGAGGCUGAAGAAUACCGGACACACAGUUGAAUGUGAGCUACAGGAAGGUGUAGUAGCAGUUCAAGGAGGAUGUCUGAGGCACAAAUACAUCGUCCUGCAGUUCCAUUUCCACUGGGGAGGAAGGGACUUGAUACACCACCCAGGAUCCGAACACUCGCUAGAUGGACGCAGAUCUCCUAUAGAGAUGCACAUUGUAAGCAGGAGAAGUGAUCUCAAUGACAGCACAGCAAAUGUAUUUCAGGAUGGCUUUGCUGUGUUUGCCUUUUUCAUGGUUGUGGAAGACAAGCAAAAGGAAAAGCCACAUAUCUGGAAAAACUUUACAGAUUAUCUUCAGAAAAUACCAGUACAGGGAAACAAAGUUCGAAUUAUGGAGCCCUUUUCUAUGGAUCAGCUCUUAAAGGGUGUUGAUCUUACCAAGUACUAUCGCUACACUGGCUCUCUGACCACCCCUCCCUGUGAUGAAGCUGUGGUAUGGACCAUCUUCAAGGACCCAAUUCGGAUCAGCAGAGAUCUGUUAUUCAGGUUCCCGGCACAACUUUCCUUCAACAACGUGCAUCGCCCACAGCAGUUUCUGAAUAACCGUGUGGUCUUUGCGUCAGCUGCUCUCACUGCUGAUUCACUUGCUGGUCACUCAACUGGGCACAUCCGGGUACAUGGGGCUAUGAGUAUUAAUAUUCGGGAAUGGUGCCACGUCAUAAUAUUACUACACACAGACAGGUCAGUCUCUUCAAAAACUAAGAUGAUUGUCUUGCUGGUAACGUUCCUUGCUGCCAUUCUGUGCCCCACUGCUCACAGUGCAGAGUCAACAGUGGAAUGGUGCUAUCACGAGCCAGCCUGCGAUUUUACCAAUUGGCCCAAAAUUGUCUCACAAUUCUGCAAUGGAUCAAGGCAAUCUCCCAUUGAUAUUGUGACUGCAAAUGUUCAGGCAAAUCCCAAACUGACCACAUUCAACUUUACUGGUUUUGAUGACAACUCAACCUUUUUGACAAUUGCAAACAGUGCCAAUUCUGUGGUGGUCAACCUGGAUGGUGAUACAAUGGCAGUGGAGGGAGGUGAUCUUCCUGGUCUUUAUAACUCUGUAAGUUUCCAUCUCCACUGGGGUAACGGCAGCUCCGGACCUGGCUCUGAGCACACUGUGGAUGGCAAACAAUACCCAAUGGAGCUGCACAUCGUGAACGUUCAUUCAAAGUACAACGGGAGUGUUAAAGCGGCUUUAGAUGCUAAUGACGCAACAGGAUUAGCUGUUCUUGGUUUCUUCAUCGAGGGAACCAAUGACACAAGCAAAACAAAAAGCUGGAAAAUCUUAACAUCUUACUUGUCAAACAUCACCAAUGCAGGUCAAGCAACAUCAGACAUCAUGUACCAAAUUACAAUGGACAGUCUGCUUGAAAAUGUGGACAGAACAAAAUAUUACCGUUACCAAGGCUCCCUUACCACACCCAGCUGUAAUGAAGUUGUGAUCUGGACUGUGUUUAAAGACACCAUCAAAGUCAGCCAUGAGUUGAUCAGCCUCUUUAGCUCAACUGUCUAUUUAAGUAACACAAGCCCACAGAUGCUGAUUACUAACAACUUCAGAGGUGUUCAGUCUCUGAAUAGCAGAGUUGUGACAUCACAGGUGGCAGGAACUGUGACUGCAGGAACUGCGACUGCAGGAACUGCGACUGCUGGAACUGCGACUGCAGGAACUGCGACUGCAGGAACUGUGACUAAAUUACCUUCAUCAGCGACUACGACUUCUUUCUGUAUUACCACAAUAUUUCUCUUUUCCAGUUUGUGCUGGAUAUAAAAAGUAGUGUUUGAAAUUAGAAUAAUAAAGUCCACUCUUUAAAGAAUAGUUCACCCAAAACUAAAAAGAAUUAGUUCUUUUAACAGCAUUAUAAUCUGAUUUAAUUGAUAUCUCAUUAUUCACAUUAUUCAUUUAGUAAAUAAUUUGCAAGGUUUUAUACAAGUUCUGUUAUUAGUUGAUGAUACUUAACUGUUCUACAUUUUGCAAAUGCACAGACAUCUAUCUGUGAGCAUAACAUAGCCCUGUAGUUUUGACAGUAUGAUUAUGUGUAUGAAGCUUAAGUUGUUACUGUAAACAUAAUAUGUGUAAUAUUGAAUAUCAGAGAACAUUCCUUUGUAGUUUUUUCUCUCUCAAUUUGACAUAAUAUGACUGCUGAAUACUCUCACAAGCUAUGGCAGACAUGGCAUACAGAAGUUAUUCCAACUGGAAUAAUAAAUGUUUGCUGGGUAAUAACGGCAUGAGUCCCUUUCAUAUCUCUCUCUCUCUCUCUCUCUCUCUCUCUCUCUCUCUCUCUCUCUCUCUCUCUCUCUCUCAAAUAAAAAUAAUAAAUUAUUAUUUUCUAAUGUUAAUCAUAGAGUUGCAUUGACUUACCAACUCAUAUGUCAUAAGUUUACAUACAAUUAGUUUGAAGUCAUUAAAACUGACCGUGUUGAGCAUUCUUAUUUGUGGAGUAUUUUAAAAGCUUUUGGCUUUUGCAAAAAGUUUGUUGACAUGGUCAGAGAGUACUCUAUUAUGAUGUUGAGAGUACACUGAAAAUUAAUUUUGGCUUAUGUGCUCCAUUUCAGGUUUUUAGAGGUAUCAGACAAGGCUGUUCCUUGUCUGGAAUGUUGUAUUCCAUAGCUAUUGAACCUUUGCUUCAACAAAUAAGUAGUAAUUUAAGUGGCUUGGUUUUACUAAAUUGUAAUAAUAGUUUUUGUUUGUCAGCUUAUGCUGAUGAUAUUGCAGUAAUGAUCAACAGACAUAGCGCUGUGCAGAUUUUACUUAAUUUAAUUGAAGAUUUUAGAGUGUUGUCUUCUGCAAAGUUUAACUGGAAAAAAGGGAUGCUUUAAUGUUGGGACAAUGGACUGAUGGGAAACCUUGCCUUCCUGAUGGGUUGUGUUGGGGUAGAGGGGGUACUUAGGAGUUUAUUUAGGAGAUGACAGUGUGUUACAAAAAAAUUGGGAGGGGGUUUUGGAAAAAGUUAAAGGACACUUGGAAAAAUGGAAAUGGUUAUAACCAAAUAUGUCCUAUAGGGGUCAAACUCUCAUUGUUAACAAUUUAGUGGCAUCCUCACUUUGGCAUAGAUUGGCAUGUGUAGACCCUUCACCACAGUUUUUAGCUGAAGUUCAAGCUGCCCUUUUUUUGGGACAAACUUCACUGGGUCCCACAAAGUGUUUUAUACCUCCCCAAAGAAGAAGGUGGGCAAGGUUUGAUUAAUUUACAAAGCAGGGUUGCUGCUUGUCGUUUAAAGAUUUAACAAAGAUUUUUUUGGAAGUUUUGGACUGGAUAGACCCCUCUUUUUAACGGAUCCAACAAAAUUGGAUUUAUCAGGAAUGCCUCUUUUUUAUCGGAAUCUUUUCAAAGUGUGUUUUUUUCCAUGUUCAUAAGAACUCAUAUUCUCUCCCCUGGCUAUUACAAGAACCUUUGAUACUUGGGGCCCGUCUGGACAUUAAUACGCACUGUAAUUUAUCAGGGUUCAUUACCUUAUUUCAAGAAUCCAGGGUCUUCAAUUUGGGACAUUUAUUGACUUUAAUUGGACCUCACUUUGAGAAUGUGGAGGCAGCAUCUAAACAUCUGGGAAUCAGAUCUGCUCGUGUAUUUACUCAGUUCUUGACAAAACUAAAAUCAUGUUUUACAAUUGAAGAGGACCACUUACUGAAAUACCUUUUUACAGGGGAUAGUACUCCUCAUAUUGAAGAUCCCUUUCCAUGUUUAGUUGUUCAACCCAAUCUUGAUGAGUGUUUAGGUUUUUUGCUUAAACCAUGUGAAUUUUUGUUUUUAGAUUUUUUGUCAAGUGAAGGCAAAAAAGUGUAUAGAUCCUUUGUUUUGGUUUUUAAUAAGAAGGUGUUUGAUCAAAAAAUUGAUACACCAUGGCGUUCUGUUCUGAAACUGAGUAAUGAUGUAAAGCCUGAAUGGAGAUCCUUGUAUAAGUCACCAUUAUCUAAGAGGGUAGGUGACAUUCAAUGGAGAAUUCUUCAUGGUGCCAUUGCUGUCAAUUCUUUUAUUUCCGUGUUAAAUCCAGAAGUCAGUUCUGCAUGCCUGUUUGUCUUCAAAGAGAAACUGUUUUUCAUGCAUUGUUUUAGACUGGAACCUUUAUUUAUGAAGUUAAAAGAAUUGUUUUGUAGGUUUAAUUAAAC
Xyrauchen texanus (razorback sucker) is the source of this 4598-nucleotide messenger RNA. RefSeq lists its product as uncharacterized. Gene Ontology annotation, cellular component: plasma membrane. The record is from RefSeq and is a predicted model, not a curated record. Lineage: Eukaryota; Metazoa; Chordata; Actinopteri; Cypriniformes; Catostomidae. The coding region runs from base 1 to 2262 and encodes 753 amino acids. Gene Ontology annotation, molecular function: carbonate dehydratase activity; zinc ion binding. The transcript is spliced from 20 exons.